CGGAGGCGGGACACACCCACCGCGACGGGAGCGGCGGGGAUCGGCUCGGCUCGGCCCGGGAUAUGGCGUGUGUGGAGCGGGAUGUGGGGCCGCUCCCGGGCCUAGGCCUAGCGGACGGCGACGCUCGGGACCCGGAGCGGACCUUCGGGGUUCUGCGGCUCCAGGAGGAGCGGGGACCGGCGGCGGAGGCCGGCUGGCAGGGCUCGAGCGUCGGCUUGGUCCGCAGCAGGUCGGAGACCCCCUCGGCACCGGCGCCCGACUGCGACCUGCCGCCCUCUGAGAGCGGCAGCGUGCCGAGGGACCCGAUGGCCAUUGAACGAGCAAACCUGCUGAACAUGGCAAACCUAAGUAUCAAAGGACUGAUUGAAUCGGCCCUGAGCUUUGGGCGGACUCUCGACUCGGAUUACGCCCCACUACAGCAGUUCUUCAUUGUGAUGGAACAUUGCCUCAAACACGGACUAAAAGUGAAGAAGUCUUUCCUUGGCCACAACAAGUCACUGUGGGGCCCCUUAGAACUUGUGGAGAAAUUAUGUCCUGAAGUUGUGGAGAUUGCAACAAGUGUCCGGGACCUGCCUGGGUUAAAGACCCCUCUGGGACGAGCUCGUGCCUGGUUAAGGCUUGCCAUGAUGCAGAAGAAGCUGGCGGAUUACCUGCGGUGCAUGGUUAUUCGGAAAGACCUUUUCAGUGAUUUUUAUGAGGAACAUGCAGUGAUGAUGGAAGAGGAAGGAACGGUGAUUGUUGGACUUUUGGUUGGACUUAAUGUGAUUGACGCUAACCUCUGUGUCAAGGGAGAAGACCUAGAUUCCAUGGUUGGAGUCAUUGACUUCUCCUUGUACCUAAAGGGCGAUAACGACAACAGUGGAUGCUUUGAAAGUGAUGGACAGAUUGCUGCAAUCCUGGAUCAGAAGAACUACGUGGAAGAGCUCAAUCGACAAUUGACUUCAACAGUCGGUAGCCUGCAGGGCAGAGUUACAUCACUUGAGACUGCAAAUUCUAAACUCAUUGAAGAGUUAGCAAUCGCUAAGAACAGCAUCAUUCGGUUGCAAGAAGAAAACCUCCAGUUUCGUAAUGAAAAUGUUCAAAUGUUAAUAACAACGCAAAAACAUCUGGAGUUGGAGAAACAGAACAUGUCCGAGGAGCUGGAGACCUGCAAGGGUUGUCAUCAGGGGCUGGAUGAUGUGUAUAAUGAGGCUCACAGACAGCUGAGAGCAGAAUCGCGCAUGCGUCAGGACGUGGAGAGUGACCUGUUGGUACAGAUCAGCAUGAAGCAGGAAAUAGAAAUAGCAAUGAAGCUGCUGGAAAAAGACAUUCAUGAGAAGCAGGAUGCACUAAUUAGUCUUCGGCACCAGCUUGAUGAAGUGAAGGCCAUUAAUAUGGAGAUGUUUAAGAAACUCCAGGGUUCUGAAGAUGGUUUGAAGCAGAAAAGUGAAAUGAUGAGUCAGCUGGAAGAGAAGACCAACCAAGUCACAGCUGCAAUGAAGAGGAUGGAGCAAAGUGACAAAGAUUUAUUAGACCAAACGCGAACUAUCAUAAUCUCCUGUUUGAAGUGCAUUGGUAGAGAGAGUAACAUAUAGAAUUGCUUUUGUAACCAGAUGCCUAGUAGCAAACUAAAGGUGUAACUUUAAAUUAUAUUCGGAAGAGGUGCGUAAAUGCCCAAAAGGACAGAAUAACCAGCCAAAUUUUCCUUCAAAUACUCUAUCCGUCUUUCCUCUUUUGUCUCUCUCCCCCUCUCUCUCACACUGUCUUUUCCCUCACUCUUGCCUUUUUUCACGCUCUCUCCUGCCUCUCUCUUUCCUGCCUCUUUCUCUCUCUCCUCCCCUCUUUCUCUCUUCUUUCUUUCGCUCUCAUGCCACUUCUGUCUCUCCUUUCUGACAACUCCAGCUAUUGUCCUUUGAAAAAGUACUAUUGAAUUGCCUUUUUAAGUCACUACAUCCAUACAGCAAAUGUGCUGCCACAUCGUUAGAAAUCCAAUGAUAACAAUGAAAUACUGAUACAUUAUCAAAUCAGGAUGUAAUGUGAACUGAUUGGGAACCUGGAAGUGACUCUGUUCCCAUGUGUCUGCUCCCCUUUUCCUUCCAUGUAGCAGAAUUCACAGAUUUGGGAUACUGUGGAAUAAACUUCAGCAGGUUGCAGCAAGUUAUGUAUUGUGCAUAAUCAAGCCAUGGUUUGCUGGUGUUGGAAGGAAUGACUGUUUAAGUGGUUGGAGAAGAUGCCAGUCAAGUGAACUGGGCGAUGCUGAGCUGCUUGAGAUUUGUAGGAGCUGUUUGGAAGUGGAGUGUAUUCUGUCAAUCCUGAUUUGUGCAUGUAGGUGUCUAAAGGUGAGUUGCUCAUCACAAGAUAUACAGCCUUUGAACUGCUCUGUAUUUCUCAGUCCAGCUAGGCUUCUGGUCAAUGGUGACACCCAGUCAGGGCAUUGGCAAAGGUACUGCUAUUGAAUAUUGUGUGUACAUCAGUUUAUUGGAGAUGCCAUUACCUGACUUUUGUGUGGUGUGAAGGUUACUGAAUGUUAUCUAGGUCAUGCUGAAGGCAGACAUGCACAGUGGGCUUUUUUGAGGAGUUAUGAAUGCACUUGAACAUUGUGUAUACAUUGGCAAACACCCCCACUUCUGAUCUUAGGGGAAGAAAGGUCAGUCAUAAAGCAUCUGAAGGAUGUUCAGUCUAGGAUGUUGCCCUGAGGAACUCGAAUCGGCAUGAGUUUUUCUCCAUGUGGUACCUUCUUCAGUAUCCACCUUUCUCCCCACUUUGUCUCCAUAUUCUCUCUCCUGUCUCCCUUCCUUCUUUCUCUUCUGUUUCCCCCAUCACCUAUCUCAACUUUUCCCUGCUGUCACUCUUACUUCACCCCCAUUCCCACUUGCCCUCUUCUGCACCUCCUCUUCCCCACCUUCACUUCCCACCUCCCCUUUGCCCCACCCUCAAACAAGAACAUAAAAAAUAGGAGCAGAAGUAGGCUAUUUUGUUCCUCCAGCAUUCUGAACCACUCAUCAAGAUCAUGGCUGAUCUGCCUCAGUUCCCUUUUCCUGCACUCUCUCAUAUAUCUAGUUUGUCUUACUAUCCAGAAACAUAAAUUUUUGCUUUGAGCCUCCACUGCCCUCUGUGAUAGAUAAUUGCAAAGAUUUACCACUCUGAGAAAAUACAUUUCUCCUUAUGCCAGCCCAAGUCAGCCUCCCCCUUAUCCUGAGACUGUGUCUCCUGCUUCUAGACUAUCUCAGCUAGGACAUCAUCCUCCCUACAUCUAGCAUGUCAAGCCUUGUAAGAAUUGUGUGCGUUUCAAUUGAUCUCAAUCUUCCAAAGAAGAAUAGUGGCCUCGUCUACCCAAUCCCUCCUCGAACGGCAAACAUGGGGAAUCUUCUCUGCACUCCUUAGGUAAGGAGCCCGAAACUGCACAAUACCCCAGGUGCCUUCUCAUUGAAGCCCUAUACAAUUCCAACAAGCCUUCCUUGCACCAGUAUUCAAAUCCGCUCGCAUUAAAUGCUAGCACACCAUUUGCCUUCCUAAUUAUUUCCUGCACCUGCAUGUUGGCUUUCAGUGACUUGUAUGCAAAUACAACUAGCUCCCAACAUUACCUGCAUUUAUUUAAAAAGGGGUGCAAGGACAAGCUAGGAAACAACAGACCGGUGAGCCUAACAUGAGUGGUGGGAAAGUACUGGAUUCUGAAAGACAGCACCUAUCUGCAUUUGGAAAGAUGAGGACUGAAUAUGGAUAGUCAGUGUGUCUUUGUGCAUGGGAAAUCAUGUCUCACAAAUCUAACGAGAGCAAGGCAGUUGACGUUGUUUAGCAAGGCUUUUUAACAAGAUCCCACCAGGUAGGGUGCUCGGGAAGGUUAGAUCACAUGGAUCCAGGGUGAACUAGCCAAUUGGAUACAAAAUUGGCUUGGUGUUAGGAGUCAUAGAACGUAGACCAUGACUUCCCCUGCACAAAGCCAUGAUGAUUAUUCCUAAUAAGUCCAUGCUUUUCCAGAUACUAUCCCUACCUAACCUUCUCAAAUAAUUUCCAAGGUUGGUAGUAGAGGGUUGUUUUUCAGAUCGGAGGCCUGUGACCAGUUGUGCACUGCAAGUAUCGGUGCUGGGUCCAUGUUGUUAGUAAUUCAUAUUAAUGAUUUGGAUGAGAACGUAGGUAGCAUGAUCAGUAAGUUUGUGGAAAAUUGGUGGUGUAGUGGACAGUGAAGAAGGUUGUUUAAGGUUACAACAGGACUUGGAUCAACUGGGAAAGUGGGAAAAGGAAUGGCAGAUGAAAUUUAACUCAGACAAGUGUGAAGUGAUGCAUUUUGGGAAGUCAAACUAGGGCAGGACAUACACAGUGAAUGAUAAGGCCCUGGGGAGUGUUGUAGAACAGAGAGACCUGGAGGUACAAUACAUAGUUCCCUGUAAGUGGUGACACAGGUAGACAAGGUGGUGAAGAAGGCAUAUGGCAUGUUUGGCUUCAUCGGACAGGGCAAUGAGUGCAAGAGGUGGGACAUUGUAUCUCAGCUGUACAAGAUGAUGGUGAGGAAUAUUGUGUGCAGUUCUGGUCACUGUACUGUAAGAAGGAUGUGAUUAAGCUGGAGAAGGUGCAGAAAAGAUUCACGGAUGUUGCCAGGACUGGGGGGGCCUGAGUCACAGGGCCUGAUUCUGUGCUGUAUUACUCUGUGACUCUAUGACCCAUUUAAAAGAAAAACGUUUUUCUGUUUUGUGUACCAAAGUUGUUGACCUCACAUUUUCACACAAUACUGUAUAUUUUCUGUGUUCUUGUCCACUAACUUAAUUUGUCUAUAUUCCCUUGACGCCUCUCUACAUCCUUCUCCCUACUGUGAAUAGCUAGUACUGAUUCCUGCACUACCUCUCCAGUCUCCUGCUACCCUGAGAAGGGCCCUUUUGUUCCCCAGUCUCCUUCCCACCUCACUCCUGCCUCCCCUCACCUGGUCUCCCUUUCUUCUCCCACCUUCCCCUUGAGCGUCUCCCCUCUGUCAUUUGUUUGUAUUUUUCUCUCAUGCAUGGAAACAGAUCCUUUGGCCCAACUUGUCCAUGCCAACCAUACUGCCCACCAAGCUAGUCCCAUUUGCCCGUGUUUGGCCCAUAUCCCUCUAAACCCCUCCAAAUCUCUUUUAGAUGCAUCUUUUUCCAAUUCUCUCUGCCCCACCGUUACAUAGCUACACUGUGCUUGAGCUUCUAUUCCAUGAGUAAGUGCACCGUACCUUAGUAGAAAUAGGUAGAAAGAGGGAUGAGGUCCUGCAGAGCGAGUUUAGCAAGCUAGGCAGAAGGCUGAAGAACAGGACCUCAAGGGUAGCGAUCUCAGGAUUGCUGUCAGUGCCACGUCAUAGUGAAGGUAAGAAUAGGAGGAGAUGGCAGAUGAAUGCGUGACUGAGGAGUUGGUGCAGGGGGCAAGGCUUUAGAUUUUUGGAUCAUUGGGAUCUCUUCUGGGGAAUGUGGGACCUAUACAGAAUGAAUGAGUUAUACCUGAACCUGAGGGGGACCAAUAUCCUUGCAGGCAGGUUUGCUAGUGUAGUUCGGGAGGGUUUAAACUAGUUUGCAAGGGGGAUGGGAACCACAGGGGUCGGUCAGUGGAAGAAGUAAAGUCAGAUCUAACAUAUAGAGAGGCUUUGAAGAAGGAGAAGCAGAGUAUAGGGUAUAAAAGUAGAUAGGUGGAUGGGCUAAAGUGCAUUUACUUAAAUGCAAGAAGUAUCAGGAAUAGGAGUGAUGAACUAACACCUUGGAUAAAUACGUGGAACUACGAUAUUGUGGCUGUUGCAGAGACUUGGCUGUCACCAGGGCAGGAAUGGAUACUGAAUAUUCCUGGAUUUCAGUGUUUUAAAAGGGAUAGGGAGGAGGGGUGGGAUUACUGGUCAGGGAUACUAAUACAGAUGCAGAAAGGGUAGAUAAUGUAGAAGGAUCCUCUCUAGAGUCAGUAUGGGUGGAAGUUAGGAACAAGAAAGGAGCAGUUACUCUACUGGGAGUAUUCUAUAGGCCCCCCAGUAGCAGCAAGGAUACUGAGGAGCAGAUUGGAAGGCAGAUUUUGGAAAGGUGCAAGAAUAACAGGGUUGUUAUCAUGGGAGACUUCAGCUUCCCAAAUAUUGAUUGCUACCUGCUUAGUACCAAAGGUUUAGACGGGGCAGAGUUUGUAAAUUGUGUUCAGGACGGAUUCUUGUCACAGUAUGUUGACAGGCCAACUAAGGGGAAUGCCAUAUUAGGUGUAGUAUUAAGUAAUGAACGGGGUCAGGUGACAGAUCUCUCAGUGGGUGAGCAUUUGGGGGACAGUGACCACCGUUCCCUAAACUUUAGCAUUGUCAUGGGCAAGGAUAGGAGCAAAGAGGAAAGGAAGAUAUUUAAUUGAGGAAGGGCAAAUUAUGAGGCUAUAAGGCUAGAACUUGCGAGUGUGAAUUGGGCUGACAUUUUUGAAGGGAAAUGUACUAUGGAGAUGUGGUCGUUGUUCAGGGAUCUCUUGCAGGAUGUUAGGGAUAAAUUUGUCCUGGUGAGGCAGAGAAGGAACCAUGGGUGACAAGAGAGGUGGAACUAGUUAGGAAGAAGAAGGCAGCAUACAUAAGGUUUAGGAAGCAAGGAUCAGAUAGGCCUCUUGAGGAAUAUAAGGUAGCGAGGAAGGAACUUGAGAAGGAGCUGAGGAGAACAAGAAGGGGACAUGAAAAGGCCUUGGCGAGUAGGGUUAAGGAAAAUCCCAAGGCGUUUUUCAGUUAUGUGAAGAGCAGAAGGAUGGCGAGAGUAAAGGUAGGACCGAUUAGAGACAAAGGUGGGAAGACGUGCCUGGAAGCUGUGGAAGUGGGUGAGGUCCUCAAUGAGAGGGGCCUGGAUGAUGCCGAGGACAGUGCUGGUAAGGUUAAUGUUCUAGAGCAUGUAGAUGUCAAGAGGGAGGAUGUGUUAGAGCUGUUAGAAAGUAUUAGGACAGAUGAGUCCCCAGGGUGUGACAGAAUAUUCCCCAGUCUGCUCCGUGAGGCGAGGGAGGAGAUUGCUGAACCGUUGGCUAGGAUUGAGUCCUCGUUGUCCAUGGGAAUGGUACUGGAGGAUUGGAGGGUGGCAAAUGUUGUCCCCUUCUUCAAAAAAAGGUAGUUGGGAUAUUCCAGGGAAUUAUAGACCAGUGAGCCUUAUGUCUGUGGUGGGCAAGCUGUUGGAAAAGAUUCUUAGAGAUAGGAUCUAUGGACAUUUAGAGAAUCAUGGUCUGAUCAGGGACAGCUAACGUGGCUUUGUGAAAGGCAGAUAAUGUCUCACAAGCCUGAUAGGGUUCUUUGAGGAGGUGACCAGGAAGAUUUUAGUAAGGCAUUUGACAAGGUUCCACAUGGUAGGCUUCUUCAGGGAGGCUUGGCCUUGUGGAUUCAAAAUUGGCUUGCCUGUAGAAAGCAGAGGGUUGUGGUGGAGGGAGUGCAUUCAGAUUGGAGGGCUGUUACUAGCAGUGUCCCACAAGGAUGGGUUCUGGGACCUCUGCUUUUCGUGAUUUUUAUUAAUGACUUGGAUGAGGGGGGUAGAAGGGUGUGUUGGCAAGUUUGCAGACGAUACAAAGGUUGGUGGUGGUGUGGAUAGUGUAGAGGACUGUCGAAGAUUGCAGAGAGACAUUGAUAGGAUGCAGAGCUGGGCUGAGAAGUGGCAGAUGGAGUUCAAUCUGGAGAAGUGUGAGGUGGUACACUUUGGAAGGACAAACUCCAAGGCGGAGUACAAAUUUAAUGGCAGGAUUCUGGGUAGUGUGGAGGAGCAGAGGGAUCUAGGGGUUCAUAUCCAUAGAUCCCUGGAAGUUGCCUCACAGGUGGAUAGGGUAGUUAAAAAAGCUUAUGGGAUGUUAGCUUUCAUAAGUCAUGGGAUCGAGUUUAAGAGCCGUGAGGUAAUGAUGCAGCUCUACAAAACUCUGGUUAGACCACACUUAGAGUACUGUGUCCAGUUCUGGUCGCCUCAUUAUAGGAAGGAUGUGGAAGUGUUGGAAAGGGUGCAGAGGAGAUUUACCAGGAUGCUACCUGGAUUAUGAGGAGAGACUUAGGGCUUUACUCUUUGGAAAGAAGGAGGAUGAGAGGAGACAUGAUAGAGGUAUACAAAAUAUUAAGAAGAGUAGAUAGACAGGCAGUGCCUCUUUCCCAGGGCACCAGUGCUCAAUACAAGAGGGCAUGGCUUUAAAGUAAUGGGUGGGAAGUUCAAGGGAGAUAUCAGAGGGAGGUUUUUUACCCAGAGAGUGGGUAGGGCAUGGAAUGCACUUCCUGGGGCGUUGGUGGAGGAAGGUACAUUGGUCAAAUUCAAGAGAUUGUUAGAUAAGCAUAUGGAGGAAUUUAAAAUAGAGGGAUAUGUGGGGGGAAGGGGUUAGAUGGUCUUAGGCAAGGUUUAAAGGUCAGCACAACAUUGUGGGCCGAAGGGCCUGUUUUGAGCUGUACUUUCUAUGGUUCUAUGGAUUGGUACCUGUAUCUCCAGAAAGCAUUGGGCACUCUAGGGAAAAGGGAGAUGAUGGGACAGAUUGAAGGCUGCCAACUUGAAGUGAGUCAUGCAGAACAGGACCACAUAAUGUUUUGUCAGGAUGAAUAGGAUUUUCAUACUAUCUCUAAUCCAUGGUUUAAUAUUUUUGACAAAUGUCAACCGUCCAACGUGAAUAAAUUCAGGACUGUGGGCAUUCCUGUAAUAUUUACAAUAAUGUGCAGGAAGCUCUGAUAGGGAAACCAAAAAACUGUAGAUGCUGGAAAUAUAAAAUAAAAACAGAAAAUGCUGGAAAUACUCAGCAGGUCAGGCUGCAUCUGUGGAAAGACGAACACAUUUAAUGUUUCAGGUCAAAGCCCUUCAUCAGAACUGGGAAGGAAACAAAAGCUUGUUAAGCUGCAGGGAGUGUGGGGGAUGGGGAUGUUUCUAGUAGGGUAAAACCACGGUAACCACGGGGAUAAGCUGUUUGUAAGAUAAGAUUUCUUUACUGGUCACAUGUACAUUGAAACGUACAGUGAAAUGCAUCUUUUGCGUAGAGUGUUCUGGGGGCAGCCCGCAAGUGUCGCCACGCUUCUGGUGCCAACAUAGCAUGCCCACAGCUUCCUAACCUGUACGUCUUUGGAAUGUGAAAGGAAACCCACGCAGACAUGGGGAGAACGUACAAACUCCUUACAGACAGUGGCCAGAAUUGAACACCGGUCGUUGGCGCUGAAGUGGCAUUAUGCUAACCGCUACACUACCAUGCCUUCUAAGAAAUGAUUGGAUGAAAAUGUAAAUGUGCUGAUUAGCAAGAUUGCAGACACAACAUAAUUACAGAUAGUGAAGGCAGUUAUCGAAUGACACAGCAGGAUGUAUAUCAGUUGGAGAUGUGGGCAGAGAAAUGGCAGAUGGAGUUUCAUCUGGACAAGUGUGAGGUGUUGCACUGAGAGGCCAGCUGAAGAGGAAAGUAUAUUGUUAACGGCAGGACCCUUAGGAGCAUGGCUGGAUCUUGGGAUGCAAAUCCAUAGCUCACUGAAAGUGGCAACACAAGUAGAUAGGGUGGUAAAGAAAGGCAUACGCCAUGCUUACCUUUAUUGGUCAGUGUGUAGAGUAUAAAAGUAGGGAAGUUGUGUUGGGGCGGCAUAAAACUUUGGUUAGGGGACAUUUGGAGAGUUGUUGCAGUUCUGGUUGCUGCAUUAUAAGAUAAGAUUUCUUUAUUGGUCACGUGUACAUCAAAACACAGUGAAAUGCAUCUUUUGCGUAGAGUGUUCUGAGGGCAGCCCGCAAGUGUCGCCACGCUUCCGGCACCAACGUAGCAUACAUUAGAGGAAGGAUGUGGAGGCUAUGGACAGGGUGCAGAAGAAGUUCAUCAGGAUGUUGCCUGGAUUAGAAAGUAUUGGCUAUAACGAGAGGUUGGACAAACUUGGAUUGUUUUCUCUGGAGUGGCGGAGGCUGAGGGGUGACCUGAUAGAUUGGCCAGAUAGUCAGACUCCUUUUCUGAGGGGAAAAAAAUGUCAAAUUCUAGAGGGCAUUGCUUAAAUUUAAAGAAGAUAUUUGAGGCUUUUUUUUACACAGUGAGGUAGGUGCCUGGAACACACUGCCGAGGUGGGGGAUGGUGGAGGGAGAUACAGUGGUGGUCUUUAAGAGGCAUUUAAUUAGGCACUUGAACAUACAGGGAAUGGAGGGAUACGCAUCAUAUGCAGGCAGGUAGGAUUAGUUGAAUUUGGCACCAUAGUCUGCACAGACAUUGUGGGCCAAAGGGCCUGUUUCUGUGCUGUACUGUUCUAUGUUCUUAAGAUAAUUUGGUCAGAGUGAAUUGGAGCAGUUGGACAGUGAGAACAUUGACAAAAGAACGUAGCAGUUGGAAAUGCAGAGCAGGAAAACAU
Pristis pectinata (smalltooth sawfish) is the source of this 10237-nucleotide messenger RNA. RefSeq names its product RUN and FYVE domain containing 2 (gene rufy2). The transcript is spliced from 13 exons. NCBI's taxonomy places the organism in Eukaryota, Metazoa, Chordata, Chondrichthyes, Rhinopristiformes, Pristidae. The coding region runs from base 63 to 1574 and encodes 503 amino acids. Gene Ontology annotation, cellular component: cytoplasm. Gene Ontology annotation, molecular function: metal ion binding. The record is from RefSeq and is a predicted model, not a curated record.